This is a messenger RNA of Drosophila yakuba, 350 nucleotides long. RefSeq lists its product as uncharacterized. The transcript is spliced from 2 exons. Lineage: Eukaryota; Metazoa; Arthropoda; Insecta; Diptera; Drosophilidae. The record is from RefSeq and is a predicted model, not a curated record. The coding region runs from base 138 to 266 and encodes 42 amino acids.
GUGAGCGAUUGGAGAGUUGUGCGUCACUACUCUCUCCGCUCUCUCCGGCAAUGGAGACUUACUGCCGGACGGAGCAAUCGUUUCCGUGGCGUAAAAUGGGCGGCGAUGAGUUGGCAAUCGCCAGUCGAUAGCAAAACAUGAGAGAGUGCUCAUCGCGCAGCAAUACGCGUCUACUUAGUGUGGUAAUCGUAAUCGAUCAACGUCUCAGAAUCGACACUUGUCGAUAUUUAAUCGAGAUCCUAUCUCGCCGCAUUACGGGCGAUUAACGAUAGUUGGUUAGACCUCUUCCCACAUCUAUGGAGUUUCAUCUAGACAGUGCAGAAUACUGCCAGGCACAGCACAAAUAAAAA